Molecule: messenger RNA, 780 nt
Organism: Cetraspora pellucida
Lineage: Eukaryota; Fungi; Glomeromycota; Glomeromycetes; Diversisporales; Gigasporaceae
Source: the annotation of a GenBank genome assembly
AUGGGUGAGAUUAAUAGGAAAAAAACAUAUUUUCUAAAUAAAAAAGAUAGAGUUAUUGGGCAUCUUAAAAAAUGUAUAAAUUUUAUAAAACAUACAACUCUGGAGAAAAGGCAAAAAGUCUUUGACUUGUCUAAUGAUGAAUCAACUAAACAAUCUAGUUCAUUAUAUGAUGCCAUAACUACUUCAUCACAAUUAUCUACUCAAAAAACUAUUGUACGAUUCUCCUCUUCCUUUGGCCUACUUGACAAUUAUAUUGUUUGUCCAUUAUCACAAGAAAAUUAUGAAAAAUUUAAAGUCCUUUUGUUAAGACUUACUAUUGCUUGUGGUUGGGCUUUUAAUUGGAUAAAUAAACCAGAAGCAUAUGAAUUACCAUCUUUAAAAGUUGCUAUUUCUGAAUAUGAUAUGGGAAUAUAUAAAGCUCUUCAUAAAGAUUUUGUUGCAAUGGAUAUUAGUGCAAAGAGAGAGAAUUAUCUUAAAGUAAUAGAAAAAACAGAAGAUAUAAUUGAUGAAUUAAAGAAUAUAAAUUUACAAAAGACUUUGAAUAUGUGCAAAUUAAAAGCUGCUAUGGCAUGGGAGCAUUCACACAGACCAGCUUUUGCUAAAUUAUUUCUACCUAUUUUUCAAAAUAAAAAUAUUACAAAGAAUAACGAUGAACCAAAUAUAUCAAAUAUAAGUCAUGAAGAAUCAAGCGAAGAACCCAAUGAAUCUGUGGAUGAUGAAAAUGAUGAGAUUUUGGAAUUAACUUCUUUGAAAGAAUUUGGCCAAUUCUUAGACAUAUAG